AUGGACGGUCUCCUUAUCGAUUCCGAAGACAUCUACACACUGGUGAUAAACAAGAUUCUGCAAGAAUACAACAGGCCAAGUUUGCCCUGGUCCAUUAAGGCGCAGUUACAGGGCCGCCCAGCUCCCCAGUCUGGAAAGAUCUUUCAUGACUGGGCUCAAUUGCCCGUCUCCAUGACAGAAUUCCACGAGAAACAAGCAGCGCUGCAACAAAUCUACUUCCCCACGACAAAGCCUUUACCAGGUGUAGUUGAUCUGCUAUCAAACCUUGCGAAAAUGGCAAACACUUCAUCCCCCGUGCACAUCGCACUCGCCACAUCAUCGACGGCCAGAAACUACGAGUUGAAAACGGCCCACUUGUCAGAUCUCUUCUCCCUAUUCCCCAAUUCAAGGCUGAUCACAGGUGACAACCCACGCAUCGGUGAGGGGAGAGGAAAGCCGCUGCCAGAUAUAUAUCUGCUGGCACUCGAAACCAUUAACGCAGAGAUACGCGCUGCCAAUAACGGAGAGCCCGAAAUCAAACCAAAAGAAUGUCUUGUGUUCGAGGAUUCCGUCCCCGGCGUCGAGGCUGGACGGAGAGCGGGGAUGCAAGUUGUCUGGGUUCCGCACCCUGGUCUCCUUGAGGAAUAUAGAGGGAAAGAGGAUCUGGUAUUAGCUGGCCUAACGGGUGAACAUAAGGAUGUUGAUAUGGUGCAUGAGGUGAUGGAAGGCCUAGAGGGACUUGAUACUUGGCGAGGCCGCGGAUCUGGACGGACGGGGGAGAUCGGUGAUGGCUGGGCUCACCUGUUACCAAGUCUCGAAGCAUUCCCGUAUGACCGGUUUGCUAUCAAAAUACAAGAGGCGAGCGUGUCCAACUAG
Molecule: messenger RNA, 855 nt
Organism: Paracoccidioides lutzii Pb01
Product: HAD superfamily hydrolase
Exons: 2
Coding region: 1-855 (284 amino acids)
Molecular function (GO): phosphatase activity
Source: RefSeq, a predicted model, not a curated record